AUGAAGGCACUAGAUUGGGAUUUAAAUGUGUCAGAGUUACAGUUCAAUGUGCUCAAGGCCAAUUUUGGAGAAACCGUUGAUUCACGGAACCGCAUUUUCUCUCUGAUGCGCACCAAUUAUGAACCGCCGGCGUUGAAAAGGGCCGAUGCGAAGGCCGGUGAAGAGUUCAGUCAAGACUUGGAACUAUAUGUAUAUCUCUAUUACUUUUGUUGUGUUUCUACUGUGGUAUUUGUACAGCUGGCAGCCGUUGUAUCCAGAUCUCAGCGAAGGGAGGCUACUUCUAACACCACACAAUAUCCACCCGACUUUGACACAAGCGCAUUGCCCAAUACUGGGCUUCACGAGAAUUCUCGCAGUGGGGAUUGGGAAAACGAAGUUGAUAUUGUUGGCGUAUCAUACAUAGACGGUUCUAACUCAAGAAAGCUAAUUGUGACAAUUGUGUCACGAAGCACUGAUCAGGAGGAGACUUUUGAUAUUGAGCGGAUUUAUCAGAAAUGUCCACAGAAGGUAAGACAUUCUUGUUUUUAG
Fusarium redolens is the source of this 528-nucleotide messenger RNA. RefSeq lists its product as uncharacterized. The coding region runs from base 1 to 528 and encodes 175 amino acids. The record is from RefSeq and is a predicted model, not a curated record. The transcript has 4 exons. Lineage: Eukaryota; Fungi; Ascomycota; Sordariomycetes; Hypocreales; Nectriaceae.